Messenger RNA from Trypanosoma brucei brucei TREU927, 534 nucleotides. RefSeq lists its product as hypothetical. NCBI's taxonomy places the organism in Eukaryota, Euglenozoa, Kinetoplastea, Trypanosomatida, Trypanosomatidae. Gene Ontology annotation, molecular function: ATP hydrolysis activity; ATP binding; AMP kinase activity. Gene Ontology annotation, cellular component: nucleus; cytoplasm. The coding region runs from base 1 to 534 and encodes 177 amino acids. The transcript has a single exon. The record is from RefSeq and is a predicted model, not a curated record.
AUGCAACAGCCGAAAGGAAUCAACAUCCUCAUCACAGGUACCCCGGGAACGGGCAAAACCUCGCUCGCUGAGCUGUUGGUGGAAGAGUUGGAGGGAUUUUCACGCAUAGAUGUCGGAAAGGUUGUAAAGGAGAAUGAAUUCUACACUGAGUAUGACAAAGAGUUUGACACCCAUGUUAUCGAUGAAGAUGAUGAAGGUCGUUUGUUAGACUUCAUGGAACCAAUCAUGGUUCAAGGGGGAAACCAUGUCGUGGACUACCACUCCAGCGAACUUUUUCCAAAGCGCUGGUUUCAUCUCGUCGUUGUGCUGCGAACUUCUACGGAGGUUUUGUUCGAGCGGUUGAUGGACCGUAAGUACGGUGAGCUGAAACGUAACGAGAACAUGGAGGCUGAAAUUCAUGGCAUAUGCGAAGAGGAGGCGAGAGGUGCUUACGAUGAAGAUAUUAUUAUUGUGAGGGAUAAUAAUACGCUGGAAGAAAUGGCGGCGACAGUUAGUUUAAUUCAGUCACGCGUCGGUUCCAUUCAGGCAGUUUAG